ACAAUGUCCACCAGCGAGCGUUUCGACUGCCAUUACUGCAAAGACUCCCUGCUGGGGAAGAAGUACAUAAUGAAAGAAGACACUCAGUACUGCACUAAGUGCUAUGAGAACCUGUUUGCCAACUGCUGUGAGGGCUGCUCUUUACCAAUUGGCUGUAACUGCAAGGACUUGUCCUACAAAGAUCGCCACUGGCACGAGCAGUGUUUCAAGUGUGCAAAGUGCAGCCGCUCUCUGGUGGAAAAGGCAUUUGCCGCCAAGGAUGACUUGUUGCUCUGCACUGAAUGCUAUGCCAAUGAUUAUUCCUCCAAGUGCACCACCUGCAAGAAAACCAUCAUGCCAGGUUCCCGCAAAAUGGAAUACAAGGGGAACAGCUGGCAUGAGACCUGUUUUCUGUGCCACCGCUGCCAGCAGCCAAUGGGAACCAAGUCCUUCAUCCCAAAAGACACUGGCUACUUCUGCGUGGCCUGCUUCGAGAAGCAGUUUGCCUACCAGUGCUGUGCUUGUAAGAAGGCCAUCACAACAGGUGGGGUGACCUACCAGGACAAGCCCUGGCACCGUGAGUGUUUCUUAUGCAUUGGGUGCAGAAAGCAGCUUUCGGGUCAACGCUUCACCUCCAGGGAAAACUACCCUUACUGCCUCGAAUGCUUCAGCAACCUGUAUGCAAAGAAGUGCGUGGGCUGCACCAAGCCCAUCACCAGUCUGGCAGGGGCCAAGUACAUCUCUUUUGAGGAGCGCCAAUGGCACAGCGAGUGUUUCACCUGCACUCAGUGCUUUGUGUCGCUAGUUGGACGUGGCUUCCUCACCCAGCGCGACAACAUCCUGUGCACCGACUGCGGCAGGGAGAAGUGACCUUUCCUUGAAGGUGUCACAGUAACCACAAGAGCUCAUAUACUGAUACAGAU
Messenger RNA from Micropterus dolomieu (smallmouth bass), 902 nucleotides. It is a transcript of the gene fhl5, whose product is annotated as four and a half LIM domains 5. NCBI's taxonomy places the organism in Eukaryota, Metazoa, Chordata, Actinopteri, Centrarchiformes, Centrarchidae. Gene Ontology annotation, molecular function: transcription coregulator activity. The record is from RefSeq and is a predicted model, not a curated record. Gene Ontology annotation, cellular component: Z disc; nucleus. The transcript is spliced from 5 exons. Bases 4 to 849 code for a protein of 281 amino acids.